This is a messenger RNA of Aspergillus versicolor CBS 583.65, 1737 nucleotides long. RefSeq lists its product as uncharacterized. Lineage: Eukaryota; Fungi; Ascomycota; Eurotiomycetes; Eurotiales; Aspergillaceae. The transcript has 11 exons. The record is from RefSeq and is a predicted model, not a curated record. The coding region runs from base 1 to 1737 and encodes 578 amino acids.
AUGUGGAAAAUCUCGGACAUCUUUUCCCGGCGCCAGGUUCAGUGGCAGAAGAUUGCGAGCGAUAAGCGCGAGGCUAAUAUGAUGAAAAUUCGGCCGGAAUGGCUUCUAGAGCCUCAAGUGCUGGAAGAUGGAAGAUCUCGUCGCAGCAUCGUUGGCGAUUACAUGGAGGGUUUGCUAGACACCAAAUCUCGAUACGUCACUGACAUGGAUGUUCCUGAGCUUGUAGCCAGGAUGGAAAGCGGAGCCCUCUCGGCGGUUGAAGUGGUCACGGCGUUUUGCAAGAGGGCUGCCUAUGCUCAUCAAUUAUGCAAUAUUCUGCUCGAAAUUAGAUUUGAUGAGGCCAUUGAGCGAGCUCGGGAGCUCGACGACUACUUCAAAGAACAUAAAAGGCUUGUUGGCCCCCUGCAUGGCAUCCCUCUCACUUUGAAGGACCAAUUUCACAUCAAAGGUCUCGACACUUCAAUGGGCUUCAUUGGAUGGAUCGGUACUUUUGAAGGAAAAAUGGGUCCGUGGAAGAGCAGAAACGCUGAGAGUGAAUUGGUCCGAGAAUUCCACAUCCUCGGGGCAGUUCCUAUUGGAAAGACCACGCUCAUGCAGAGUCUUUGGGCGCCUGAAACAAAUAACAACAUACUCGGAUAUGCCUUCAACCCCUGCAACCAAAACCUCUCAACAGGUGGCUCAUCUGGAGGUGAGGGCGCCAUGCAAGCAUUGAGGGGAAGCGCAUUUGGAAUUGGGACUGACAUUGGUGGCUCCGUGUCAAUGCCGGCUUCAUUUCAGGGCGUCUUUAGUGUAAAGCCGUCGGCAGGCCGUAUAUCCUUCAAGAAUGCAGCAAAUACGGGUAAAGGACAAGAUAUCAUGCCGACUGUUGUUGGCAUUAUGGGUCGUUCGGUAGAUUCGCUCAGGUUGAUACUGCAAUCCCUUCUUCUUCUGGAGCCAUGGCUCCAUGACCCCUACACCCUUCCAAUCCCUUGGCGACCUGAGAAAGAGUAUAAUGCGCCAGAUGAACAGCAGUAUAAGCCAGCCUUCGGGUUCUUAGCCAAUGACGGUGUGCUCACCCCCCAUCCACCCAUUUCACGUGCUAUGGAGAUGGUGAAGGAGGCUCUGCAACAUAGAGGACACCAGUUGAUUGACUGGGAUUGGCCUUAUAGCAGGGAAACCCUCGAUAUCCAUUGUUCAAUAGCCCGAGGAGAUGGCUGUCAUGAUGUUUAUGAUGCUAUCCACCUCUCGGGUGAGCCCUUUGUUCCUGAAAUCACAAAUCUAUUUCCCAACGGCAAACCGAAAGCCCCGAUACCUCUUCUUGAAUACGAACAGGUAGUGAGGCAUAUGAAAGACUAUCGAGAACGAUACCUGGACUAUUGGGAGUCAAGUGCGGAAAGAACUGGCGACCGUCCCAUUGAAGCUCUUCUGUCCCCCGUGACGCCGUAUGCAGGUGUUCUGCCCGGGAAAUUCUAUCCCUCAACAUACACCAGCUCUGUCAAUGUACUGGAUUACACAUCAGUUGUCAUCCCAGUAACGCUGGCGGACAAGGAAUUAGACAUUGUUAGCUUGAAUUUUAGCGCCCUGAACGAAGAGGACAGAAUGAACAUGAAUUAUUAUGAUCCAGAGAAGUACCAUGGUGCCCCUGCAGCUGUACAGCUAAUAGGGCGCAGACUGGACGAGGAAAGGUUGCUGUCGUUGGCUCAGCUUGUGGUCGAGGCGUUGAACGAUUACAGAUCAGAAAAUGGCGAGAAAAGAUGA